Molecule: messenger RNA, 1447 nt
Organism: Nothobranchius furzeri (turquoise killifish)
Lineage: Eukaryota; Metazoa; Chordata; Actinopteri; Cyprinodontiformes; Nothobranchiidae
Product: keratin, type I cytoskeletal 13
Cellular component (GO): cytoskeleton
Molecular function (GO): structural molecule activity
Source: RefSeq, a predicted model, not a curated record
GAUCUCCACUAGCUCCUCUUUAGCUGAAGCUGAAACCACCACCCAAACCUAGAUCACCAUGUCAACAUUUGGUUCCAGAUCUCUUGGAGGUGGAGCCUACAUGGGCAGCAGCAGGUCCAUGUACGGAUCCAUCGGGGACUCUCGGAUGAGGAUGUCAUCCGCUGCCUCCAGCAUGUCCAUGUUCAGCAGUGGUGGUGGUGGCGGCGGUGGUGGUGGAGCCAGCUAUAGCUUCAGCUUUGGUGGCGGAGCAGGUGGUGGAGCAGGUGGUGGUGACAGCAUGAAUGUCUCUGCCAAUGAGAAGGCCACCAUGCAGAAUCUGAAUGACCGCCUGGCCUCCUACCUGGAAAAGGUCCGCAAGCUGGAGGCGGCCAAUGCUGAGCUUGAGAAGAAGAUCAGGGAUUUUCUUGAGAAAAAGACUUCUCCCUCCUCCAGAGACUACAGCGCCUAUUACAUCACCAUAGCAGAGCUGCAAGGAAAGAUCCAGGAUGCAACCAAAAUCAACGGAGGCCUCUACCUGGGCAUCGACAAUGCCAAGCUGGCCGCUGAUGACUUCAGGCUCAAGUAUGAGAAUGAAAUGAGCAUGCGCCAGUCAGUAGAGGCUGACAUUAACGGGCUCAAGAGGAUUCUGGAUGAGCUGACGCUGGCCAGGUCUGACCUUGAGAUGCAAAUUGAAGGUCUGAGGGAGGAGCUGAUCUUCCUCAAGAAGAACCAUGAGGAGGAGCUGAUGGCAAUGCGUACUCAGAUGAGUGGCAAUGUGAACGUGGAGGUUGAGGCCGCUCCAGGACAAGAUCUCAACAAGAUCAUGGAGGAGAUGCGAGAACACUAUGAGGCUCUCGCUGCCAAGAACCGCAAAGACCUGGAGGCAUGGUUCCAGUCUAAGACAGAAAACCUCAACAAAGAAGUCGCCGCCAGCACAGAAACUCUGCAAACAUCCAAAUCAGAGAUCACAGACCUUAAACGACUGCUUCAGAGCCUAGAAAUUGAGCUCCAAUCUCAGCUCUCCAUGAAAGCAGGCUUGGAGGGAACACUAGCCGAGACUCAGAACCGCUAUGCCAUGCGUCUGGCAGGUUACCAGCAACAGGUGAGCUCUCUGGAAGAACAGCUAAUGAUGCUGAAGUCAGACCUAGAGCGGCAGAGCCAGGAAUAUCAGAUUCUGCUGGACAUGAAGACCAGGCUGGAGCUGGAGAUCGCUGAGUAUAGACGGCUGCUGGACGGGGAAGGAGGUAGCAGCAGCAUGUCCUCAAAAACCACCUCCAAGAAGACCACCACCGUCUCCUCCUCUGCCCCUGUCGUCACCACCACAAAGAAACAGAUUGUCAUCGUAGAGGAGGUGGUGGACGGGAAGGUGGUGAGCACUUCCAAACAGGAGGUCUCGCUGUGAUCCAGCAAGAGGUUGCUGUCCCCAAUGUCUGCUGCAAAAAUUCAGAAAUAAAAGCAAUACAAUUCA